Podospora bellae-mahoneyi is the source of this 426-nucleotide messenger RNA. RefSeq lists its product as uncharacterized. Bases 1 to 405 code for a protein of 134 amino acids. The transcript has 3 exons. NCBI's taxonomy places the organism in Eukaryota, Fungi, Ascomycota, Sordariomycetes, Sordariales, Podosporaceae. The record is from RefSeq and is a predicted model, not a curated record.
AUGAUAUUCACAAUCAGGCAGCAUUCACAAAUCGCAAAGUUAUUCAUCUCAUUCAGUAUGAAGUGUCUCCUCGCAAUCACUGGCUUUGCAGCCCUCGCGAUAGCAACACCAGCUCUGCCACGGGCACCAACGCCAACAGGUCAAGUCCCCUCUCCACCAACAUACGAGGCUCUGCUGGAGCAUACUGGCGGCUGCCAGAAUGUAUCUGAGCCAAUGGGAGGCUACGCGACGGCCAUUCAAGUGGAGCGUCAGGUUGUGGAGAACUGCAAAGUAACACUGUAUUCCAGCAAGGACUGCGAUCUUGCCAGUGAAGCCGUCGUUGCGAUUCCCGGGCCGAGGGUUUGCGUUCCUGCCGAACAGGGCAGAUCUUGGAAGAGUUAUUCGAUCAGAGAAUGCUCGGAUUGAGAAGGACUUUUUUCUUCGUGG